CACAAUCUAAUCCAAUCUGUUUGCGAAACGAAUCGGGAACAUCAUGGCUACCUUUCGUGUCCUUCCUCGGUUUAUGCGACAAUUUUCAAAUACUUCGAUUCGUUUUUCUAAGGCAGGCGAUGCUGAGUCGCAUCAUAAAGCUGCUCAGAAGCUGUGGAAGCAGCUGACUUUCUUCGUGGCAAUACCUGCUUGCGCACUGUGCGCCGUGAAUGCUUACCUCGACGAGAAGGAACACCAUGCUCACUACCACAGGCCAGAAUAUGUGCCGUACGAUUACCUUUGCGUUCGCACAAAGAAAUUCCCUUGGGGCGAUGGCAACCACGGGCUUUUCCAUAAUCCGAAGGUCAAUGCCAUACCAGGAGGUUACGAAGAGUAAAGUAGCACAGCCAGAAGGCUCUUAGAUGGACAGUGUAAUGACAACAAUAAAGUCAUUCCAAGUCAAAGUCAAGUAAAGUGUUAA
Messenger RNA from Ornithodoros turicata, 460 nucleotides. Its product is annotated as cytochrome c oxidase subunit 6A2, mitochondrial-like. Gene Ontology annotation, cellular component: mitochondrial inner membrane. Gene Ontology annotation, biological process: mitochondrial electron transport, cytochrome c to oxygen. The record is from RefSeq and is a predicted model, not a curated record. Lineage: Eukaryota; Metazoa; Arthropoda; Arachnida; Ixodida; Argasidae. The transcript is spliced from 3 exons. Bases 44 to 376 code for a protein of 110 amino acids. Gene Ontology annotation, molecular function: enzyme regulator activity.